Messenger RNA from Didymodactylos carnosus, 528 nucleotides. The record is from the annotation of a GenBank genome assembly. NCBI's taxonomy places the organism in Eukaryota, Metazoa, Rotifera, Eurotatoria, Philodinida, Philodinidae.
UAUACAGCUAAGCGAAAAAAGAAAACAAUGUUGAAAUUUUCUCAGUCCUUACCCUUUUCUUGUCGAAUUCUUACGAGAUUCUUAACUGAUUCUUAUCAAAUUCUUGUCACUUUCGUGCGGACUUCUUAUGUAAGAAUUCAAUAAGAAUCUAAUAAGACUCUUAUCUGAGUCAUAACAGAUUUUUAUAAGUUCCUUAUCGGAUCCCUGUCAGAUUCUUUUGUAAGAAUCAAUCACUAGGGUAUCAUGAUUCAUAUAUUAAAUCUAAAUAAUGAGCAUUUAAGUAGAUUGUUAAUAAUUUGUUUAUAAAUAUGUAUUUUACUCUAGACAUUUCCUCCAACAUUAGUACAAACACAAGUUGAAGGCGGUUCAACAUUAUUCCAGCUUAAUUAUUUUGGUGAACAAGCUUAUUUAACACAAUCGUCACAACUAUAUUUAGAAACAGCUUGUCCAGCACUUGGCGAUGUUUUUUGUAUAGCACAAUCAUAUCGAGCUGAACCAUCAAGAACACGACGCCAUUUAGCAGAGUAA